Messenger RNA from Nycticebus coucang (slow loris), 952 nucleotides. RefSeq names its product phenylethanolamine N-methyltransferase (gene PNMT). Gene Ontology annotation, molecular function: phenylethanolamine N-methyltransferase activity. Gene Ontology annotation, cellular component: cytosol. The record is from RefSeq and is a predicted model, not a curated record. The transcript is spliced from 3 exons. NCBI's taxonomy places the organism in Eukaryota, Metazoa, Chordata, Mammalia, Primates, Lorisidae. Bases 1 to 858 code for a protein of 285 amino acids.
AUGAGCCGGGAAGACGCGAGCCCCGCGGCGGGCGCAGCCCCUGCCUCGGACCCGGGCCGGGCGGCGGUGGCCUCGGCCUAUCAGCGCUUCGAGCCGCGUGCCUACCUCCGCAACAACUACGCGCCCCCGCGUGGGGACCUGAGCAGCCCGGACGGCGUCGGGCCUUGGAAGCUGCGCUGUUUGGCACAGACCUUCGCUACUGGUGAGGUGUCUGGACGCACACUCAUUGACAUUGGUUCUGGCCCCACCAUAUACCAGCUGCUCAGUGCCUGUGCCCACUUCGAGGACAUCACCAUGACAGAUUUCUUAGAGGUUAACCGCCAGGAGCUGGGGCUCUGGCUGCGUGAGGAGCCCGGGUCCUUCAACUGGAGCGCGUACAGCCAGCACGUCUGCCUCAUUGAGGGCAAGGGUGAGUCCUGGCAGGAGAAGGAGAGCCAGCUUCGAGCCCGGGUGAAGCGGGUCCUGCCUGUUGAUGUGCACCAACCCUGGCCCCUGGGCACCGAGAGCCCGGCACCCCUGCCUGCUGAUGCCCUGGUCUCCACUUUCUGCUUGGAGGCUGUGAGCCCAGAUCUGGCCAGCUUCCAGCGUGCCCUGGACAACAUCACCACACUGCUGAGGCCUGGGGGGCACCUCCUCCUCAUUGGGGCUGUGGAGGAGUCCUGGUAUCUGGCUGGAGAGGCCAGGCUGGCAGUGGUGCCGGUGUGUGAGGAGGAGGUGAGGGAGGCCCUGGUGCAUAGUGGCUAUGAGGUCCGAGAUCUUCGCACCUAUACCAUGCCUGCCCACCUUCAGACAGGUGUGGAUGACGUCAAGGGCAUCUUCUUUGCCUGGGCCCAGAAAAAGCUGGGGGUAGGGGUGUGAGGGCCCAGUGUGCCAGUACCCAUGACCCCCCGCCACUCAGAUUGCCUACUCUCUGAGGUGGCACCUAAUAAAGAAAUAAUUCCCUGCUGUUGAA